AAACAGAUCAGGAAAAAUCAAUGAGAAAUGUUUCAUUUUCGCUUUCAGGACGAUAGUGAACACAAUGAGAUUGUUAACAACAUGCAGUCAUCUAUUCCAGUUCUUACUGUAUUUGGUUUUACUUCUGUUGCUGAGUGUACCUAAUGUAUAUAGCCAGUCAGUGGUAACAUCUAAUCAGGUGGCCAAAGAAGGUGAUGGUGAAGUGGUGAUACCAUGUGACUAUUCACAAGUUAAUGAAACACCUUUGUCAGUCAUAUGGAAUGAAGUAAAUGAAUCUGGAGAAACUAAUACAAAUAUUAUUGUAAAUGAUGUAAUGACUGUAAAUGGACGUUACAGCUUAAGAAAAUCGCCUGGGAAUGCUGACCUGGUUAUCACAAAGCCAGUAAGGAAUGAUACUGAGAGAAGAUUUAAAUGUGAGAUACUGUUACAAAGAAGAAAAUUCAUACAGUCAGAUCCUUCCAUGCUCACUGUAUAUUACCUAGAUGAGCCUGUACUGUCUGCCUCAGCAAGCAGUGUCUAUGAAGGUGAAUCAGUGACCUUGACCUGUAGUAAACCUGAUGGUGAUCCGGACCCUAGUAUCACAUGGUAUAAAGAUGGACAAGCACUCAGCACCACAGACACAACUAGAUUUACUACAAGUGAAGAUGCUCUUGAAAUACACAUUGAAGCUGCAACUGCAGCUGAUGGUGGCAGGUAUACGUGCAAAGCUGAAAGUGAUCAAUUCAGAGAAGAGGGGAAAAACAGCAAUCAAAUUGACUUGAAAGUAAUAUAUAUUGCAAUUACAUUUGAAUCACAAGGUGGCACUGCAACAUGCACUGCAAAAGGUAAUCCUAUCCCAUCUUCCUUAAUGAUACACAAAAAUGGAGAAAUGAAUGACAAAGGGGAACUUACGGCAUCUGUGAAAAUUAAUGAGGAGAUUUGUAAAGCAGACAUCACAUGUUCUGCGGAGAACGGAGCGGUUAGUGCAACAGAAACAUUGAAGACAUGUAAGACAGUUCCAUCUAGUUGCAUAGCCUUGACUACUGGAAUGUUUUUUGUCGGUGUCUUUGUUGGUUGCAUCGGACUAGCAGCUGGAUUGAUCGGCUACUUUAGGAUUAAACAGAAGAAAUCUGAAGCCAUGCGAAGUACCGACACCAGAAAGCAUGAUACUUACAUGAAAUACAUAGCAGAUACCAGUGAUGAGAACCAUACUUAUCAAGAUCUACAGCACACAAAAGAAGAAACAGCUUACAUUAAUGCCAGGGCGGGAAACUACCAUCAUAAGUGAACACUUUGGCCCAUAUUCUCGAAAGUUUUAGUCCGGGACUAACUUUAGUCCUGGAAUAGUUAGUCCUAGACUAGAGUUAGUCCUGGUUUCGUAUUCUCGAAACCUGGACUAAGUAGUCCAGAGCUAGACCCGACUAAUAUUUAAAUCAUGGAAUAUGUGAGGUCAAAAGAAUGUUCUCCACGGCAACGCCAUAUAAACAUUACUGAUCAUGCUCAGUACGUCUGUUUGAACUGUUUCUCGGGCAAAAUUAUGUUUUUAUCUCAUUUAUAGUGUUUUCAUGGAAAUAUCAGAAUUGUGUCCUACACACUUGUACAGUGAAUUUGUUUUGGGGUGAAUAAUUAAUUCUAACAACUUUAAAAUUGUUUUGAAAACAGGCCCGUAUCCAGCUUUUUGAAUGGGGAGGGGGGGUGCGUUUUGCGAUCGCAGCGAGUAACCAGACUGGGGCCCAGGGGGCCGAAGGCCCCGGAAAAAUUUACUUUCAUACGUCCUAGUAGACUAAUUUGAAGGCAUUUUAUCAUGUUAAUCUCUAUAUGUCCGUGAACACA
Anneissia japonica is the source of this 1812-nucleotide messenger RNA. RefSeq names its product junctional adhesion molecule A-like. The transcript has 8 exons. NCBI's taxonomy places the organism in Eukaryota, Metazoa, Echinodermata, Crinoidea, Comatulida, Comatulidae. The coding region runs from base 65 to 1267 and encodes 400 amino acids. The record is from RefSeq and is a predicted model, not a curated record.